This is a messenger RNA of Tripterygium wilfordii, 1203 nucleotides long. RefSeq names its product GDSL esterase/lipase EXL3-like. The record is from RefSeq and is a predicted model, not a curated record. Gene Ontology annotation, cellular component: extracellular region. Lineage: Eukaryota; Viridiplantae; Streptophyta; Magnoliopsida; Celastrales; Celastraceae. The coding region runs from base 1 to 996 and encodes 331 amino acids. Gene Ontology annotation, molecular function: hydrolase activity, acting on ester bonds. The transcript is spliced from 5 exons.
AUGAGCAAGUCAUCUUCUACUUCAUUGACUCUAGUGUUUUUCUUAGUGGGUCUUUUCUCCCAAGAAAAUGGAGCAGCAGCCCUGAAUUUACUGAAGAAGGGGAGAGUUCCUGCAAUUAUAGCUUUUGGAGACUCCAUAGUUGAUCCAGGAAACAACAACUAUCUCACAACUAUAGUCAGGAGCAAUUUCCCACCUUAUGGGAGGGAUUUCAUAGGAGGAAAACCCACAGGGAGAUUUAGCAAUGGCAAGAUACCGACAGACUUAUUAGCUGAAGCAUUUGGUAUAAAGGACUUAUUACCUGCUUAUCUCGACCCAAAUCUGACGAUUCGCGACCUUCACACAGGCGUAAGUUUUGCCUCCGCUGGUUCUGGAUACGAUCCUCUCACGGCUAAACUUGUGUCGGUGUUAUCAUUAUCGGAUCAGCUCCACCUUUUUAAGGAUUACUUGAGAAAGAUUAAACAUGUUAUGGGAGAAGAAACAAUGGGAAGAAUACUGGCCAAAGGCAUAUUCAUAGUGUGUGCAGGAGGUGAUGACAUUGUGAAUACUUAUUUUCCCACUCUAUUUAGGAUAAUCGACCAUGAUAUACAUUCUUACACUGAUUUGAUGGUCAAAUCAGCUUCAAGUUUCUAUCAGUUCCCAGAUUCAGAGAAAGUCCAAUACAGGACAUCUUCAGAACCCUGCCAACUGCUAUUUGCUAACAAGAUACAGCAGAAAAGGCAGGAACUUCACAAACUUGGAGUUAGAAGGAUUGGAGUAUUUGGUGUUUCAACAAUGGGAUGUUUGCCAUCACAGAGAACAACACGUGGAGGCAUACAAAGAAAGUGUUCAGCUUCUGAAAAUCAAGCUUCACAGAUCUUCAAUUCCAAGCUCUCUUCAGAAAUAGAUGUUUUAAAUGAAAAUCUUGUAGAUCUCAAGCUCGUCUACUUUGAUUCCUACCACUCACUAUUACAUCUUGUGUCAAAUCCUUCUCAAUAUGGUAACAGUCCAUCACAAUAAUGAAUACAACAAAAUUUUCUCAUCUGUUGAGCUAUUUGGGAAUGAAUUACAGGAUAUGAAGUCGCAAAUAGAGGGUGUUGUGGCACAGGAACUAUAGAAGUCAGCUUUCUUUGUACGAGUUUGAACGAUCUGACUACGUGCCCAGAUGCCUCAAAGUUCAUAUUCUGGGAUAGCUACCACCCUACGGAGAAGACUUACAGGAUCCUU